Messenger RNA from Coprinopsis cinerea okayama7#130, 582 nucleotides. RefSeq lists its product as hypothetical. The record is from RefSeq and is a predicted model, not a curated record. The transcript is spliced from 6 exons. The coding region runs from base 1 to 582 and encodes 193 amino acids. NCBI's taxonomy places the organism in Eukaryota, Fungi, Basidiomycota, Agaricomycetes, Agaricales, Psathyrellaceae.
AUGUUCAAGUGGCGGUCUUACUUGAGUGGAGAGAAAGGAUGUGACGACAAAUCGGUGGCUUUUGUGAAGAGAGGUGUCCAAGCUGAGUUCAGCAGUUGCUGGUCGAAUCCCAGCUGGAGCCGAUUCGGCGAGAACUGCGUGGAUGGCUUGGUCGAUGUCUUGUAUAAUCGACAAGAGCGGCCAGUCGCGAAAGAAGCGCGCCAGGAAUUGUGGGUUAUUCCUGGCGCAGGAGAGAAGAGUUUUUUCCAAGAUGGAAAGUUGGAUGUGAGGCGACGGGUGUUCCAAGAAGUGGCCAUCGCUACACACAUGGUUUUGUCAAGCAUACAGAUGGUCGAUAACAUCUUGCGGCAAUACUCGGAUUUACAUGCCCGUAUCGUAGAAGGAAUACACCUUAGACUCACUCGGCCCUACCUGUCAUUUAUGGUUUUACUGCGAAUCCUCAACGCCGACCAUAAAAGCAACCGCAUUCCUCAGGCCUCUGGCUUUAAAUUCGCCAAAGCGCCAACAUUGAAAGCCAUCGUGCAACACACUUACUCUCACGAGAUUCGUUUCCUGAAGGAAGGGAGGAGGCGAACUACAUAG